GAAAACGGCCUGUCCGCCACCUCUCCGCCCCUUUGCCCUUUCCACCAUGGAGUUGACUUCAGUGGCCGAUCCCGUGGCUGCCAAGAGUGAGAUCAAUAUCAUCAAUUGCGACGAUGCCAAGAAGGAGGAGAAAGAUGCAGCCCCACAAGAGGAGAAGGAGCCUGGAACCAUCAUCCUCUUCUGGCUGUGCUGUGUGAGUGCUUUGGAGGGGAUGGAUACCCAGUUGGUUCCUGCUUGCCAAUUUGCCUUGCAACGGGACUUGGGGUUGCAAUUGGGUCACUUCGCUGUGCUCACUACUGUGCAGAUGGUUCUGACGAACUUGGCUGCUCCCUUCUGGGGUAUCCUUGCCGAUCGUGGUACUUUGAGGAAGAAGACCAUCCUGAUGCUUGGAGCCAUUGGGGAAGGAGUUGCCAUUACCAUCUUCGCUUUCGUGCCGAAUUUCUGGGUGAUGAUGUUGUUGCGAGGCAUGAGUGGCUUUUUCUUGGCCUCCCUUCGCCCCGUUUGCAAUGGCUUGAUUGCAGACCUUACCAGUGACAACAAACGUGGCAAAAUCUUUGGGCGAGUGCAGAGCGCCCUGCUGGUUGGCAUGUUCUGCUCUUUGCUCAUUGCCGGAAACGUGGCAAACACCUACGCGGGAGACAUCCCCGGAUGGCGCUUUCUGUUUGCCGGAGGGGGUGCAGUCGCCUUCAUUGUGGCUCUUGGCUUGGGAGGGUUCUUGGCAGAGCCUCAUCAUCAGUUGGAUGAGUCUGCCAAAGUGAAGGGUUGUGCCGCAGUGCGCACAGAACUGUGCACUGUGCUCAGUUUCUUGCGUAUUCCAACCUUCUGUGUGAUGAUCAUGCAGGGUGUCUUUGGCACGAUUCCAUGGAGUGUCAUGGGCAACAAUCUCCUCUUCUUCAAGUUUUGUGGCCUGGCAGAUUGGCAAGCCAGCAUUCUGGCUGCUGAGGGAACAGUAGCAGGAGUCUUUGGGAACAGCAUUGGAGGCAUGAUUGCGGAUGCUUUGGCCAGACGCUUUGGAUACCAUGGAAGGCCCCUGAGUGCACAAAUCACUGUCGCAAUUGGAAUUCCAAUGGUCUUCCUGCAGUUCUAUGGCAUCCCACCCGGAGAGGGCACUUUUGGCGUUUACUUUGCGCUGAUUGCGGCCUUUGGCCUCUUGGGUUCUUGGGCCCAGUCUGGCACCAAUUUCCCCAUCCUCUCUGACAUCGUGCCGGCCAGCGACCGUAGCAAGGUCAUGGCAUGGGAGUGUGCCAUGGAGAAUUCCUUGGCCAAUGCCAUUGGCCCCUCCAUGGUUUCCACUUUGGCCUUUGCGUUCGGCUACAAGUUCGGCGCCGAGGAGAUGUCGGGACAGUCUCUGUCUUCAGCCAGAGCCCUGGGCCAGGCCAUGGCCGCCACAAUCUGCAUUCCCUGGGUCAUUACCUUGGCAGCCUACACCCUUCUUCACUGGAGCUAUCCUCGUGAUAUGCGACGGCUGCGUGCUAAGCAGGCAGCCGCGGAGGCAGCGAAGGAGGAGCAGGCUGUCUAA
Cladocopium goreaui is the source of this 1519-nucleotide messenger RNA. The record is from the annotation of a GenBank genome assembly. Lineage: Eukaryota; Dinophyceae; Suessiales; Symbiodiniaceae.